CGCUUGCUUCCAGGCACACGCAGCGGCCAACUCGAGCGUCGAGCGGAGGCAUUCGAAUCGGGCCACAUAGAAAGUCCGUUACAGUACCGGCGAAGCUUCACUUGGUCUCAGGCGGCCGUCGAGCGCGUACCUCUCUCCUUUCGCUCCGCUUAACUUAAUUCGUAUUUAUCACCAUGAGGGAGAUUGUUCACAUUCAGGCCGGACAGUGCGGCAACCAGAUUGGUGCCAAGUUCUGGGAAAUCAUCUCAGACGAGCACGGCAUUGACCCCACUGGUGCCUACCAUGGCGACUCCGACCUCCAGCUGGAGCGCAUCAACGUGUACUACAAUGAGGCAUCGGGUAAGGGUGGCAAAUAUGUGCCUCGUGCCAUCCUUGUCGACUUGGAGCCUGGUACCAUGGACUCUGUCCGCUCUGGCCCCUUCGGUCAGAUCUUCAGGCCAGACAACUUUGUCUUUGGACAGAGCGGAGCUGGCAACAACUGGGCCAAGGGUCACUACACAGAAGGUGCCGAGCUGGUUGACUCCGUCCUUGAUGUCGUGAGGAAGGAGGCUGAGAGCUGCGACUGCCUUCAGGGCUUCCAACUCACCCACUCCCUUGGCGGUGGUACCGGCUCCGGCAUGGGCACCCUCCUCAUCUCCAAGAUUCGCGAAGAGUACCCCGACAGGAUCAUGAACACAUACUCCGUCGUCCCCUCCCCUAAGGUCUCAGACACCGUCGUCGAGCCCUACAACGCCACCCUCUCAGUCCACCAGCUCGUCGAGAACACCGACGAGACCUACUGUAUCGACAACGAGGCCCUGUACGACAUCUGCUUCAGGACGCUGAAGCUCACCACCCCCACAUACGGAGACCUGAACCACCUCGUGUCCCUCACCAUGUCCGGCGUCACCACCUGCCUCAGGUUCCCCGGUCAGUUGAACGCCGACCUGCGUAAGCUGGCCGUCAACAUGGUGCCGUUCCCCCGUCUCCACUUCUUCAUGCCCGGCUUCGCUCCCCUGACGUCGCGAGGCAGCCAACAGUACCGCGCACUCACAGUCCCCGAGCUCACCCAGCAGAUGUUCGACGCCAAGAACAUGAUGGCCGCCUGCGACCCCCGACACGGACGCUACCUCACCGUCGCCGCCGUCUUCCGUGGCCGCAUGUCCAUGAAGGAGGUCGACGAGCAGAUGCUCAACAUCCAGAACAAGAACAGCAGCUACUUCGUUGAAUGGAUCCCCAACAACGUCAAGACUGCCGUGUGCGACAUUCCUCCUCGUGGUCUCAAGAUGUCCGCCACCUUCAUUGGUAACUCCACCGCCAUCCAGGAGCUGUUCAAGCGUAUCUCUGAGCAGUUCACCGCCAUGUUCAGGAGGAAGGCCUUCUUGCAUUGGUACACUGGUGAGGGCAUGGACGAGAUGGAAUUCACUGAGGCAGAGUCCAACAUGAACGACCUGGUGUCUGAAUACCAACAGUACCAGGAGGCGACCGCAGAUGAAGAUGCGGAAUUCGACGAAGAGCAGGAGCAGGAGGUCGAUGAGAACUAGAGCCAAGGACUCUUUAUCCUGACGCUUUUAUCUUUCCCCUUUUUUUUACUUUUGACAUGUUUUUUUCUGCACUUUCCAUUUUAUUCUUUCGUCGCCUUCUUCUUUCUAUCAUUCUGUCCUAAUUUCCUCAGCUUUAAGCUGUUAAUGUAUUAAUGUAUUUUUCAGAUGUGUUUUGUACAUGUUCUGUAUGCUGUGUCUUUUUGUAAAGCUUGUCUAUGAAUUCCCAGCCACAUUCCUGGAUACUGCAAAAACGAUGAUCUGUACUGUAAAGACUGAAAGCUUUAUCGUGGCUUGUUCUCAGUUAGCUAAAACUCAGCCUUGUAUGUGACUGCCAACGCAUUAAAGUGAUGGGCUGCAAAAAUUA
Thrips palmi is the source of this 1887-nucleotide messenger RNA. RefSeq names its product tubulin beta-1 chain. Gene Ontology annotation, molecular function: GTP binding; GTPase activity; structural constituent of cytoskeleton. The coding region runs from base 174 to 1523 and encodes 449 amino acids. NCBI's taxonomy places the organism in Eukaryota, Metazoa, Arthropoda, Insecta, Thysanoptera, Thripidae. The transcript has 4 exons. Gene Ontology annotation, cellular component: microtubule; cytoplasm. Gene Ontology annotation, biological process: mitotic cell cycle; microtubule cytoskeleton organization. The record is from RefSeq and is a predicted model, not a curated record.